Molecule: messenger RNA, 1290 nt
Organism: Cyclocybe aegerita
Lineage: Eukaryota; Fungi; Basidiomycota; Agaricomycetes; Agaricales; Hemipholiotaceae
Source: the annotation of a GenBank genome assembly
AUGUCUAACGCCCUCGCCAGCAAACUGCCUCAAACGUUCAAGGGUGAUUUUAUCAUCCCCGAUCACCCGACUCGUAAGGCCAGAGCCGUCGCCUUUGUCAAAGAUAAUCAAGAUGUCGCCCAAGCCCUCAAGUUGGCCAAAGAUAACGACCUCGCUGUCGCUGUGCGUGGAGGAGGCCAUCACGCCUUCGGUGCGUCCUCUGUUGAGGACGGGCUGGUUAUCGACCUUUCGCGUUACCUGAGUGGAGUGAGAGUCGACCCCGCGAAGAAGCUCGCGUAUGUCGGUGGUGGUGCAUUAUGGGAGACCGUCGAUAAGGAAGGCAUCAAACAUGGGCUGGCUACUGUCGGAGGUACCGUGAAUCAUACUGGUGUGGGAGGACUCAUUCUUGGAGGCGGCUAUGGAUGGCUGAGCGGCGCCUACGGACUCGCUGUAGACAACUUGGUCCAGGCUACAGUCGUAACUGCAGAUGGGUCAGUACUCACCACCAACAGUACUGAGAAUUCCGACCUAUACUUUGCCAUCCGAGGUGGGGGCGGCAACUUUGGAGUUGUGACCGAGUUCGUUUUGCAGCUCCAUCCCCAACGCGCCACCGUAUAUUCCGGCACCCUCAUCUACCCUGCCUUCUUUGCUGAGAAGGUCAUUUCCGCCACUGAGAAGUGGCAGCAGACUGCGACUGAGAACGAAAGCGUUAUGGAGGUUGUCACAGUCGGACCGGACGGCAAUGCCGUUAUUAUUUUUAUCCCAUUCUACAACGGAAGUGAAGCUGAGGGUCGAGAACGCCAAAAAGAUCUCCUCGCGGCUGAUCCCGUGGCUGACAUUUCCAGAGAGAUUCCGUACGAAGAACUCAAUUCCCUCCAAAACCCAAUGUCCGCCCACGGCCGAGGCGCACAUCAAAGGUUCGCAGAAAUCGUCAAAGGUGGUAUCUUCAACGGCGCUAUCAUCUACGAGUUCUUUGGACUCAAGAAGAUCAACUCGAUCGCACAGAAUACGACUGCUUUCCGGCGUGUGCAGGCGCAUAACAUUCUCAUCACGUUGACUUGGGAACCCGCUGAGGAUAGGACUAAGGAGGCUAAGACGCUGGUGGAGGAGCUGUCUGUCAUCGCGACUGAGGGACAGGAGAACCUGACCAGGUCAGAUCGUUUGGGUUAUAGCAAUUACGACCCAGAGAGCGCUGUCGGUGACAAAACGAAAUUCGUAUUCGGAGAGAAUUAUGUUCGUCUUCAGUCCAUCAAGAAGCGCUAUGAUCCCGACAAUGUCUUCAAUAAAUGGUUCCCCAUUGCGCCUGCCUAG